GAUGGAAUAAAUCGAAGUUUCACCUUCAAAUUCCCCACACGUUUCCUUGCUUGCCUUCGAAACUCUCCCAAAUUUUACACCUUUUUUAUUUUUUUGUCAAAAGCAUUUGAUGUACCUUAUUUGCCAUUUGCCAUUUCAGAUUUUUCGUUUUUCUUCUCUUAUUCGCGCUUUCUGAUCUUGUUUGCUGUUCGGGAAUCGGAAUUUUCGUUUAAUUUUGAGGAAGCGAGGAGAAGAAAGAGGGAAUGGAGAAGUACGAGCUAGUGAAGGACAUAGGAUCUGGGAAUUUCGGGGUGGCCAAGCUGAUGCGAAAUAAAGAAACCAAGGAGCCUGUUGCCAUGAAAUACAUUGAACGAGGUCACAGGAUCGAUGCAAAUGUAGCCAGGGAAAUCAUAAACCAUAGAUCUCUUUGCCACCCGAACAUAAUACGGUUCAAGGAGGUGUUUCUGACUCCGACACAUCUUGUAAUAGUCAUGGAGUAUGCAGCUGGAGGAGAGCUUUUUGAUCGAAUUUGCACCGCUGGAAGAUUCAGUGAAGAUGAGGCUAGAUAUUUCUUCCAGCAGCUCAUCUCAGGAGUUAGCUACUGCCAUGCUUUGCAAAUCUGCCAUCGAGACUUGAAGCUGGAGAAUACCUUGUUGGAUGGCAGCCCUGCUCCGCGUCUGAAAAUUUGUGAUUUCGGUUAUUCUAAGUCAUCUCUACUUCAUUCAAGGCCAAAAUCAACAGUGGGAACUCCAGCCUAUAUUGCACCAGAGGUUCUUUCACGUAGAGAAUAUGAUGGAAAGUUGGCUGACGUAUGGUCCUGUGGAGUAACUCUUUAUGUGAUGCUGGUGGGAGCAUACCCGUUUGAGGACCCAGAAGAUCCCAAGAACUUCAGAAAAACCAUAAAUCGGAUUAUGUCUGUUCAAUACAAGAUCCCAGAAUACGUGCACAUAUCUCAAGACUGUAAGCAUCUGCUAUCGCGCAUUUUUGUUGCAAAUCCAGCAAAGCGAAUAAACAUGAAAGAAAUCAAGUCCCAACCAUGGUUUUUAAAGAACCUGCCAAGGGAAUUGACAGAAGCAGCCCAAGCUGUCUACUACAAGAAAGAAAACCCAACAUUUUCUCUUCAGAGUGCAGAAGACAUUAUGAAAAUUGUUGAAGAGGCCAAAACUCCACCCUCUGAUUCCAAGUCAGUCGGAGAGUUUGGCUGGGGAGAGGAAGGAGGUGAAGGAGGAGAAGAAGAAGACAAAACAAAUGAGGUGGCAAAUGGUGAGGGAAAGGAGGAUGAAAAGAGAGUCAAGGAGGCACAGGCCAGUGGCGAUGUUAAUGUAAGCUAAAAAUAUAUUCAAGAUGUUAGAUAGUUAAUUUGAUUUUUUAUUUCCAUUGCUCCUGGAUGGAUAACUUGAAGUUGAGGGUUUUCCCCUCUGUACAAAAUUUGAUUUUCUGCAUAGGACCCAUAGUUGAAUAAAUGACUGUAAAUUUUUCGUGUUGUAGAAGGUUGUGAUUUGUAACUUCAUGUUGCAAACCAGACUUUGUGAUCUUGGGUAUGAAAAUAAAAAUGGAGGUGUGUUUCAUUUGUUUUCC
Messenger RNA from Neltuma alba, 1557 nucleotides. Its product is annotated as serine/threonine-protein kinase SRK2A-like. NCBI's taxonomy places the organism in Eukaryota, Viridiplantae, Streptophyta, Magnoliopsida, Fabales, Fabaceae. The transcript is spliced from 9 exons. The record is from RefSeq and is a predicted model, not a curated record. The coding region runs from base 243 to 1310 and encodes 355 amino acids. Gene Ontology annotation, molecular function: ATP binding; protein serine/threonine kinase activity. Gene Ontology annotation, biological process: protein phosphorylation.